This is a messenger RNA of Amphimedon queenslandica, 5202 nucleotides long. RefSeq names its product cilia- and flagella-associated protein 43. Gene Ontology annotation, cellular component: axoneme. The transcript has 37 exons. The coding region runs from base 32 to 5104 and encodes 1690 amino acids. Gene Ontology annotation, molecular function: protein binding. Gene Ontology annotation, biological process: cilium assembly. The record is from RefSeq and is a predicted model, not a curated record. Lineage: Eukaryota; Metazoa; Porifera; Demospongiae; Haplosclerida; Niphatidae.
CGUUGCGUAGCAACCCUGCAUCGGGUAAAAAAUGGCGGAUUCCUUUGGAAAACUAAAACUAAAAUGGGCAUGCGGGUAUCAAGCCACUCCGCUUCAUUUUAUCUCAAGAGACGUUUUGGUCUAUAGCUCUGGAAAUAUUUUAAACUUUGUCCAGGCCAGCACCGGAGCCAGUUUGAACAGUAUCCCAAGUGAAGGGAAGGGCAUUGGCCCUAUUGCAGUCUCUAGGGAAAGUGGACUGGUUGCUUAUGCUGAGUCCAGCUUAGAGCCACUUAUAUUUGUGCUGAAAUAUCCAAAAUGUACCGUCAUUCAUUCAUUAAAAGGUGAUGCAAAAUUAGAAUAUAAGUCGAUAGCUUUCUCAAGUAAUGGACAAAAGCUGGCCAGUCUUUCUGGAAUACCUGACUUCUUGCUAACAAUAUGGAAUCUUAAAGAUGGGAUUGACUUAUGCAAGGAGGUUGUUGCUCAGAAGCUUCCAGGAGGUCACAUUACCAUAUCAUUCAAUCCUGUUAACUGGAAGCAGCUUGCACUCAUCAGUGAAGAUAGACUCUCACUUUGGAGUGUGGAGUCAUGUGAUACCCAAAUGAUCCUGACUUCAAUAUCUAUAAAUCUACCAGAAAGAUCAACACCAGUUGGUACAGUGGUUCAUGCCAAUGCUUUCCAUCAGAGUGUCACUGAUGGAGCGAAAAGAGAAGGAGGAGGAAUGAAAGAAGGAGCAACUAAUAUGUCCAAUGUUUUCUAUGAUAAGACCUAUGAUGAUAGAGUCAAAAAAUGGUAUCCAGUUAUACCUGUAUCACACGUCUGGACCAACCAGUCCAGCUUUUACAUUGGCUUUUCUGGUGGACAGAUCAUGUUGGUUGAUGUGGAGAGCUCCAGCAUGAAAAUGAUAGUAAACCAAGUUGAAGAAGUUGCUAGUACAUCUACUGUCCAUGAAGACGAUCUACCUAAGACAGCUCAUGCUGUUUUAUGUGAAGGAUCAGUGGAUUGCUUAUCAAUCUGCCCCAGGGGCUUACUCACUGCUGGAAAGGAUGGUCACAUUUACUGCUUUAACCCGUCGAAUGAUUUCCACAUUGUUGACAGUUUCAAGAUUGAUAAUCACAAUAUCGUCACAAUGUCCUGCAAUGAGUGCAUAGCAGUAGGAACAGACACUGGUAGUGCUUUCAGAUUAGAUUUAGACGAUUUCUCACAACACUCGCCAAUACUUGAAUAUGAAAGAGCACCACUUGUCGGACUGGAUGUUCUGUCACCAGGAACAAGACUAUGCAUUACAUGUAGAGAAGAUGGAUUAGUCCAAGUUUGGGACAUACUAAGAGGAGGGCACCACUUGUCCUCUCUUCACUUGAGAAGGGAUUGUACUUCUCUUGUAUGUCCAAUCAGCUCACAGACUGCUGUGGUUGGAACUAGGACUGGUCACUUGAUACUGAUCAGUUUUGCUCCUUCCAUAGACUCACCAAGACUAGUCCAUAAGAUAAGAUUAUUUAAGAAUGAGAUUGGUAAACUAAAGUGUGAUAUUCCUGGUCAUUUCAUUGCUUGCUCAAGUGCAGUUGAUAAAUCAGUCUUCAUAGUUUCGGCAACGUUUCAAAAUGGAUUUAAAGUUUUAGGGUAUACAGAUGUGUCUUCUCAAAUUCAAGACAUAUCAAUCCUACCGAAAGGCUGGUAUUUUGAUGAUGCUACACAAAUUGGUGUCCACUCAACAGCUGCUAGCCUACAUCAAGAGUCAACUUCUUCUACAACCUCUUCUUCAAGUUCAUCUUCCUCUACUUCUCUUAUAACACUGUUUGAUCUACCCAACAAACUAUCCAAUGCAUUACCUGAUGAAACCGAUAUCAAGGAUUUAUAUGAAGAUCCUACAACUAAGCUUUUCUCCAAUAAAUCGAUAUCAAAGAAAUGCUUGUGCUUCUCUUUUCCACUGUUAAGCAUGAUCCUUGCUCCACAUAAUGAAAUAUUUGUUGUGCCGAGGAAGACGAAAGCACUCUGUAAGCUUGUGUUACCUCUCACAGAUAAGGAAAUGAUAACUGAAGAUGAUUUGAAGAGUUCUUUUUCAGCUCACGAGCUUCCUGAGUCAGUAUAUAAGUUAUCCUUUCAUCAGAAAUGGCUCCUUUCCAUUGGACAAGAUGGUAAAUGCAUUCUAAGACAGACUGAGAUGCCGCAACAAACACUUCACUGCAUCCCUCAUCAUUAUAAAAACAAAGGUGGAAGUCAAGUUAGCUCUACUACUGAUGGACAAUAUUUUUUAACAGCCGGUGACAAAGCAGCACUGACUUGCUGGGAAUGGGGAGAAAUAACCUCGCAUGGCAAAACCAAGUUGAACGAAGCUAUUCAAUUUGGAAAAGGAAAGAUACAGCAACUGAGCGAAGCAAAAGAAAUGGAAGAUGCUGUUCUUUCUAACCUUCCAGAGCUACGAGAGAAACAAGAAGGACAAGAGAAUGAGCAUACUUGGCUUGAGACUGCAACUGAACUGGCACACAAAGCUGAAGAUGAAAAAUACGAUGAACUAAAGUCUCAACUCAGACUUGAGAUAAACGCCCUAAGAGAAAAGGUUAUGUCCAUGAUUGAGACCAAUGAGGAACUGAAUGACCUGGAGAGACUUGAGAGAUCAGAGUUUAUCCUGGACACAGAAGAGCAUCAGAGACACCAAAGGGAAGAAGAAGAGAAAAUAUCUUCACUUAAGGAAGACAUAGAGCUAGCAAACUUGGCAAAGAUGUACUUGCACAAUCUGAUAAAGAAGCAAUGCUGGAAUGAGAUGACAGUUAAAGGAAAAGCAAUCAAAGCUUUUCAACAUCGCUUUGAAGUGACCAACUAUCCUCUGAAGGAGCAAAGCAAGGCUACACUUCAACUACUGGAGAGAGUGAAAACAAGGAGGAGGAUAGAAAUGGCUGAGCGAAAGAUUAGAGAGACAGUUUUGUCAGAUAAUAAAAUGACCUUAAAGUCACAAGUACCAGCUUUGGAUCUUGGGCUUGAAGAAGAAGAAGACACUAAGAAAGAUGAAAAGGACUCUGAGCCUCACACACUGGUCGGUAGUAGAGCCACUGAGCAUGGAGCCAACACUGAGUUCCUUUAUGAUCAGUUUGAGCUUCUCUCUCCUGUCACAAAGAGACAUCAGAUAGUCCUGCUUAAGGAAUGCUUAAGGAAUAUCAAGGAAAGUUUUAACAAGGAAUUUGAUGAGGUCUUGCAUCAAAAGACCCUUGAAAUAGCUCGCAUACAAGAAAAGAACAUUCGCAUUAGAAAGAUAUCAAACGACUUGAAGUUAAACGAGGAGAUAUUUGAUCCUAAACUGGACUCAGACGAAGAACCAGAGAGACUCCUCAAAGUGACGGACGAAGAGAUCGAGAUUGAGAAGUACUUAUCACCAGAAGAGAAGAAGAGAUUGGAGGAGGUAGCCAAAGAAGAAGAGGAAAGGAAAAGGAGAGAAAUGGGAGAUAAUUGGAGGGAGAGAGGUCUGGAUAUGAUGAUGGCUGGGAGGCUGGAGGCAAAUGCAGAAGAAGAGCUUUUUAAAGAUCUACCACGACCUGAUUUCAUGGCAAAGGAUGUAUCAGAAAUGUCAGAGGAUGAGAUCAGAAUGAAACACGAGUUUGAAAAGAAGGAGGCAGCCUGGCUGGAAGAGAGAGAGAAGAUGAAGAAAGCUUUAGAAGCAGAAAUGAGAAAGCAUCAGGAAACAAUAUCUCAAGGAGUGCAAGCUUUUGAUGAGAAAGUUAUGAAGUUGUUCCAACUUAAAGUAGCAACAGAGAAAACUGUUCUUGAGGAAGAGUUAAAGAUACUUAGAUUGUCUGCUUCUUUACUGGUUGAAGAAGAAGUAAGAAUGAAAGAAGAAUUGGUAGAAAAGAUGCUCGAUGAAAAUAAAAAUGCCAAAGCUUUAGUGACUAAUACUAUAUUAACUACAAAGAAGCAGAUAGAGGAACAUCAGGAAACAUACGAGCAAAUGAUGACUGAAGAUAAAGAGUUGGAGAAAAGUUUUAAGAAAGAUUUUGCUGAUUGUGAGCCUCACGUUGAUCAGCUUUUGAAGCUAUUCAAACGACGCCCAAGAGGUAUGAAGUUAAAAGCUGAGCCAGUCCCUGAAGUGAAGAGUGACAAUCCCAGCUCUGGUAGCAUCCAUGCUAGGCCCAGUGGAAUGAUGCCUAGUGUUGGUAGCAGUAAUUGGACUGUAGAGGAAAUGAUGAGUGAGUUGGACAGCCCUGCUAAUAUGCCCGAGGGACUCGAGCUCUACCAGUGGGAGAGGUUUACUGUAGCACGUCAUUAUAAAGUUGAAAGUGAAAGAAGAGUGAAAGAGAUGGCAAUGAGGCUAGCAGAAAUGAAUGCAUUCUUGCACAAGAGGGAAAAGGAGAGUGAGCAGUUUCAAAGUGACAUUCAAAACCACUUUGUUGAACUAAAUAAGCUGCAUGAUGAAAAGGCAGUGUCUGAUCUCAAUGCUGAGAUACAAUUAUUGCUGAAGCAAGGACAGGUCGAGAUAGACGCAUCAGAUUUUGCUCCAGAUUUCAGUAACAGUGUACUUAUACAUCGCAGUGGAGUUGAAGAACUGAACAAUCAAAUUAAAACUCUAGGUGAGGCAAAAUUGGCUCACAUGAUGGAAUGCAAGGAUUUUAAGAAAGGGAUUAGAAUGCUGGAAUGGGAACUGAAAAGACUGCGUAUGGAAGCAGAGGAUCUAACAAAUAAAGCUAAAGACAUUCAAAUGUUACGUGUAACCAAAGAGCUGCAGGAGAGACUCAUGAUGGAUAACAUACAAAGCAAAGAUGCACAUCAGAUCGAGACACUUGAGAAAACUAUAAAGCUCAAUCAAAAAAUUCAUAAGAAAAGGUUACGCAGUUUUAAGAAAAUCCUUGUCUCUCUCAAAGGCGACGUUGAUAAGAAGAAAUUUACCAACACUGAGCUGGACUUGGAGCUUGAAAAGAAAGCAGUUGAAGUUGUAGAAAGACAGAACAUAAAAGAUCUUGCAGAUGGAAGAGAUCUCACAGUUGACAGUGCUCAGUCAAGGAUGAAGGAUAUUGCCAGUCGAAGAAAGCUCGUUGAACUAGCAAAGACACAAGCUAAUGAGAUAAAGAUUUUACGCGAAGAAGUUGAGAGACUUCGAAUGAAGACCUUCCCAGCUCUUGUCCAAGUCCAAAACCUCUUUUAAAACAUGAUACACACUUGCAAACAAAAUAAUUAUAAUAAUAAAUAAUAAUAAAUAAAUUAAAAUAUAAUUCUAGAUCUAUUUCCAUUUUAAAUCACAAA